GCAGAAAGCAAAAUGAACAACCAUUUACAGAGGGAAACUAAAGGUCAGUUUCUUAUAGAUCACAUCUGCAACUAUUACAGCUUGCUGGAAAAAGACUAUUUUGGCAUUCGAUACGUUGACCCUGAGAAGCAGAGGCACUGGCUUGAGCCCAACAAAUCUGUCUUCAAGCAGAUGAAGUCUCAUCCGCCAUAUACCAUGUGCUUCAGAGUGAAAUUCUACCCACAUGAGCCCUUGAAGAUUAAAGAAGAGCUCACCAGAUACCUCUUAUAUCUACAAAUAAAACGAGACAUUUUCCAUGGCCGGUUGCUGUGUUCUUUUUCUGAUGCUGCCUACCUGGGUGCCUGUAUUGUCCAAGCUGAGCUUGGUGAUUAUGAUCCAGAUGAACACCCAGAGAAUUACAUCAGAGACUUUAAGAUUUUUCCCAAGCAAUCACAAAAGCUCGAGAAGAAAAUAGCUGAAAUGCAUAAAAAUGAAUUCAGAGGCCAGAGCCCAGCUGUUGCUGAAUUUAACUUGCUCCUGAAAGCAUAUUCUUUGGAAACUUAUGGUGUUGAUCCUCAUCCAUGCAAGGACUCAACAGGAACAACUACAUUUUUAGGAUUCACAGCUGCAGGAUUUGUAGUUUUCCAGGGGAAUAAAAGAACUCAUUUGUUAAAAUGGUGUGAUGUUUAUAAACUGAAAUUUGAAGGGAAGACUUUUUAUGUGUCUGGAGCUCAGAAAGGGAAAAAGGCCGUACUGACAUUCCAUACCUCUACACCAGCAGCCUGCAAGCAUCUUUGGAAAUGUGGGGUGGAGAACCAGGCUUUUUACAAGUAUGCAAAAUCCAGUCAGAUCAAGACCAUGUCCAGCAGCAAGAUAUUUUUUAAAGGCAGUAGAUUUCGAUACAGUGGGAAAGUAGCCAAAGAAGUUGUGGAGGCAAGCUCUAAAAUCCAGAGGGAACCUCCAGAAGUUCACAGAACCAUCAUUACCCAGAGUCGGAGCUCUCCCUCAUUGAGCAAGCAACUCAUAAUCAACAUGGAACCCCUGCAGCCUCUUCUUCCUUCUCCCUGCGAGGAGGAAGAGGUAUUUUUAGAUGAGGGUAUCCAACUGCCAAGGGAAGAUGAGAUUUCCAUACCUGUGACUUCAAGUUCCCCAAUUAAGGACACUGAGGAGAAUGUUGAUCUUGCCAUUGAACAGGAAGAGGAGAUGAAAGAGGAACCUUUAACCAUUUCAGAACUGAUAUACAAUCCUAGUGUCAGCUUGCUGCCCACCCCUGUUGAUGAUGAGAUUGACAUGCUCUUUGAUACCUGUCCAAGAGUAGAGAAUGAGAAAGAUGAUACAGAUUCAUUUGAGGAACUGGAAGCAGAUGAAAAUGCAUUUUUGAAUGCAGAGGAGGAAGAACUGAAAGAAGCUCGGAGAGCACUUACGUGGAGCUAUGACUUUCUAAUGGGCAACAUAGAGGUGAAUGCCUUUGUGAAGAGUUUCUCUAGACUUCUCCUUGUAGGCUUUGGACUGUUGUUGUUUGUGUUCCCUCUUUUCCUUGUCCUCUUGGAGUCGGACCUUCAGAUUUCCCUUCUCCAUGAAAUACGUCAGACGCCGGAGUUUCAGCAGUUUCAUAUUGAGUAUUACUGCCCCCUUAGGCAGUGGGUGGCUUGCAAAAUAAACUUCAUUUCUGACAUGCUGGGCAGCUUUUGA
Chaetura pelagica (chimney swift) is the source of this 1671-nucleotide messenger RNA. RefSeq names its product FERM domain containing 3 (gene FRMD3). The record is from RefSeq and is a predicted model, not a curated record. The coding region runs from base 13 to 1671 and encodes 552 amino acids. Gene Ontology annotation, molecular function: cytoskeletal protein binding. Lineage: Eukaryota; Metazoa; Chordata; Aves; Apodiformes; Apodidae. Gene Ontology annotation, cellular component: cytoskeleton. The transcript is spliced from 14 exons.